Molecule: messenger RNA, 510 nt
Organism: Magnusiomyces paraingens
Lineage: Eukaryota; Fungi; Ascomycota; Dipodascomycetes; Dipodascales; Dipodascaceae
Exons: 1
Coding region: 1-510 (169 amino acids)
Source: RefSeq, a predicted model, not a curated record
AUGAAAUUCUCUGCUCUCAUCCUCCCUGCUGCUCUUGCUACUGUUGCUCUUGCUCAAGAGUCUGCUACUGGCCCCUUACCUACUGAGCUUCCUGGUGCAAGUGUUGUUGACAUCAUUGAACUCGGCGCUGACGAGUAUCCCAUUGGAAUUUCCAAUGGUACUGACUACUAUAUUUACGUGGUCAACACUACUUCUUUGGCUGCCGAAAGUCUUGUAUCUUCUGGUGAAUCUAUUGAGAAGCGCAGCCCUCGUUGGAUCUGGUGGAAACCCUUCCCUGGUGAACCUGCUUGGAAGAAACGCUCAGCUCUUCCCAAUGCUGAAGCUCUUGCUGAAGCUGAGGCCGAGGCUGAGGCCAAUCCUCGUUGGAUCUGGUGGAAGCCUUUUCCUGGUGAGCCUGCUUGGAAGAAGCGUGAUGCAAAUCCUGAAGCUGAAGCUGAAGCUGAAGCUGAAGCUGAAGCCAAUCCUCGCUGGAUUUGGUGGAAGCCUUUUCCCGGUGAGCCUGCUUGGUAA